CAGGAAUUUUUCCCUUGGUUGAUUUCCCUAUAGUUGAAUGGUCUAAGUGUAAUAAUUGUUAACAUUAUUUACCUUGUAACAUUCUUUUAGCAGCUUGGUUAAUCUCACACCAAUUUCGAUCCUUAUUUUCUCCUACUUUUUCAUUUGAUACUGAUUGAGAGAACCACAGUUCUAAAGAGCUGCUACUGAAGGAUCCUGAGGCUGCCACAAAGUUGUUGGAAGAAGUAGAGUUUCAGGUUGUUAAUCAGGAGGUGACGGGAAAGCUUACUGCUGAAAAUGAGCAGCUCAAGGUUCUUGUUAACUCAUUGGAAAAGAAAAUUGAUGAAACAGAGAAAAAGUAUGAGGAAACAAGCAAAUUAAGUGAGGAGCGAUUGAAGCAAGCUCUGGAUGCAGAGGCUAAGAUAAUUGAGUUGAAGAUUAGCAUGCAAAGGCUUGAAGAGAAACUUUCCGAUAUAGAAGACCAGCAGAUUCUUCGACAGCAAGCGUUACAUUUACCUUCUGGGAAAACUUCAAACCGAUUCGCAAUAAAAACUCAGCCUUCUGAAAAUGGUCAUCAUGAACCGCAGGCUGCAACACCAGCAAGAAGGUUUGGUACAGAUUCUAUGAGGAGAUCCAAUGCUGGCGUACAAGGAAAAUGGUUUGGUACAGAGUCUAUGAGGAGAUCCAUGGCCGAAAAGCAGCGGGUAUGUACCCAGGAUGUGGUCGAAAUUUUUUUCAAUCAGAUUUCUUUUUCUGUUUGCCAUCUUUCUCUGCUUAGAACCUUUUCUUUUUGAGUAUAGAUGGGACAAGAUAUCCAAAUAUUGAAAUUCAUAAAACAUGCUACGCCAGACAAAUGUUUAUUUUGAAAAGCCUGUGGUUUGAACUGUAUUCUCUGACUGUGAGAUUUGCAGAUUAUGAGCUGAUG
Nicotiana tabacum (common tobacco) is the source of this 904-nucleotide messenger RNA. Lineage: Eukaryota; Viridiplantae; Streptophyta; Magnoliopsida; Solanales; Solanaceae. The record is from RefSeq and is a predicted model, not a curated record.